AUGGAUGACUUUGGCUCUCAAGUUAGCAGUCUCCUUGGUUACGAUAGCUCGAUCAACUCAUCCAACUUAAUUUUGUCAUCCGAAAACAUUGCUUUUAGGGUAGACCGCUUGAAAAACCUGAAACAGAAGUUAGACGUUGACUUCUCUCAAUAUGGCGCAACACUCGUUGUUCGUGGUUCAGUACUUUCGGACAGUUUAGAAAUUCGUAGGUCAACCAUUGUCUACAGAACACUCCAGAAUGUUCUUCGACUUCCAGUGAUUGGAUCCAGACAUCUUCAGAACGGCGAUGGAAAGCUGCGAAAGAGCGGUCCAAACUCGUCAUCAGCCGUACUUAAAACUUAUUUCUGCCAUAGACUGCGCAUGCUCACUCUUCUUUCCGGUGCUUACUUGUGUGGUAUUCCUCUUGUGAUGGAAGAAAGUGAAGAGUUUCCGAUCAACAAUGUUAUUUCACCUGUUCGUUGCCAUUGCUGUGUUCUACGUUUUCAUUAUCCUGGCCGAUUAUUUGGGAAAGCCGAAGGAGCUAAGCACAACAAAUGCAGUAUUACCCCAUUAUUUCCUGCUGUCUGUGUUAUUCUGGAAGCUAUGUCAUGGUGUUAUCUUGUUGGCAAGAAAUUCUGGCAUCAAAAAAAAAAUGGUUUUACGCUCUGGGAUGAGGUACUCCAAUUCCAAUCGUGGCGAUCUCUCUGGCAGCAACUGGAACCAAGUCUUAUGCAGCGAAAAACUGUUGGCUUACAACAGAACGUUGUCUCAUUUACUGGGCAUUUGUUGCUCCAGUUGCGGUGGUUGUAUUAAUCAACUCAGCCCUUCUCAUUUUCUUGCUUCGUCAAAUAAACAGAGCUAGAAAAUCCAAAACCAGCA
Messenger RNA from Stylophora pistillata, 858 nucleotides. RefSeq names its product adhesion G protein-coupled receptor D1. Gene Ontology annotation, molecular function: G protein-coupled receptor activity. Lineage: Eukaryota; Metazoa; Cnidaria; Anthozoa; Scleractinia; Pocilloporidae. Gene Ontology annotation, biological process: cell surface receptor signaling pathway; G protein-coupled receptor signaling pathway. The record is from RefSeq and is a predicted model, not a curated record. Gene Ontology annotation, cellular component: plasma membrane.